Molecule: messenger RNA, 3649 nt
Organism: Diospyros lotus (date-plum)
Lineage: Eukaryota; Viridiplantae; Streptophyta; Magnoliopsida; Ericales; Ebenaceae
Product: putative late blight resistance protein homolog R1A-10
Exons: 4
Coding region: 332-3400 (1022 amino acids)
Biological process (GO): defense response to other organism
Molecular function (GO): ADP binding
Source: RefSeq, a predicted model, not a curated record
GAAUUUGCUAUUCUGACACUCAUCUUUAACACCUCGCCAUUAAAGUCUUUGGCCACCAACCCAACGCCUCCGCGGAUCUUGAAUGAAAUCUCCAUCGACGUUCAGCUUCAAUCUACCCUCCUCCGGCGGUUGCCAACUAGUUCGUUCUGCUUCAAACCUGCCGAGGAUUUAAAUUCAGACAAGUAGAUAUGUUUCCUUCUUCUGCUAUACUUAUAAAGUAAGAAGCGGCAUAAAUCUUACAGAAGCAGCAGCUAAUUUUCUUCUCCGAUCUCUCUAUUGCUCUCCCUGCAACUGGAUCAUCAAGGGAUUAACCAUCGGAAAGCCGCUCAAAAUGGAUUCUGCAAUCGAGGAUGUAGUCGAGGGUGCAUUGUCUGAUGUUCAUGACUUGCAGGGUACGUUGUAUGCUAUUCUAAAUCGUGAUGGUCUGGAUAUGGCUGCUAAAAAGUGCCAUUUCAUAGCCGAGUUCCUUAAUUAUCUUAAAAGUAUAGACGCUUCAGAAGCAUGUGUGGCUUUUGAUCGUCCAAGAACUGGAAUGCAUUGGUGGCUUUUUAUUGAAACUGACUAUUAUCGAGGUUUAUAUGGUCCUUUGAAAAGAGAGAAUAAUCAGCUCAUAGAUGCUGCAAACCAUGCUGCUUAUAACUCCUUUGCGCAAGUUAUGAUGGAACUUCGGCAACAAACAGCAUGUCUCCAUUUCAGUGCCAGCAAAAAAACCAUCAAAGCUCCAUGGAAAAGAGUUCUUGCUUAUUUUGAUGGGUACUGCAAGAAUCUUUCAGUCGAAAACAGUUUCUAUGUUGCUAAUUUAAGGGGCAAUAUCCAAAAGGCUGCAGACUUCGCAAAACAAUACAUGAGUCAAGAAGCAGAUCAAUUGCAAUUCCCAGAGGAUAAAUUAGAUAGGAUUGAUUACUAUUGUAUGCGCGCUUUGCAAUGGGGCCUUAGGGGGAACUAUGUUCUUAAGGAUACUUCUUCAGAUAUGCAGCAUGCUGCCAAAGCUUAUAUGGAUGAUGAUGAUGACAUCGUGGGUCUUGAUGGUGACUCCAUAAAAAUUAAACAACAACUAACAAGUAGUCUGUCAGAACUCAAGAUAAUCCCUAUAGUAGGUAUGGGAGGAAUCGGGAAGACAACCCUUACCAGAAGAGUUUAUGAGGAUCCUCAAAUCAUGGUUCACUUCCCCGUUCGUGCUUGGACUAUAGUAUCUGAGGAAUACCAUGAAAGAGAUGUUUUGCUCCGCAUACUAAAAUCAAUUGCUCCACUGCCGGAACAAGUAUGCAAGGAACACGAAGGACAAUUAGCUGAUAGGCUAUAUAGAAGAUUGAAGGGUUGGAGGUACUUCAUUGUCCUUGAUGACAUUUGGACUACGCAGGCUUGGGAUCGACUAAAGUUGUGUUUUCCUGAUGACAACAAUGGCAGCCGAAUUAUAGUGACAAGUAGGAUCAGUGAUGUUGCUUGUUAUGUGAGCCCUGAGAACUCUCCUCAUUUUAUGAAUUUUCUAGGCCUUGAAGAUAGUUGGGACUUGUUGCUUAAACAAGUAUUUGGAAAAGAAGCUUGCCCUCCUCAGUUGGUAAGUGUCGGAAAGCAAAUAGUAGAGAAAUGCCGAGGAUUACCACUAGCCAUUAAAGUGGUAGCAGGACACCUUUCCAACUGUAGUAAGAAGCAAGAGUAUUGGCAGGAUGCUGCAGAAAGUGUAAGUUUGGCAACCGAAGUAUCCCAAAUGGAGUCACUUCUCAACAUUCUUUCAAUAAGCUAUAAUCACUUGCCUCAGCAAUUAAAGGCAUGCUUCCUUACAAUGGUCACUUUUCUGAAGAAUUUUGAGAUCCCUGUUAGAAAACUAGUUACACUUUGGGCUGCUAUGGGAUUUCUACAUCCUAAUGUGCCAAAAACUGUGGAAGAAGUAGCAAUGAUGUGUUUGAAGGAUCUCAUUGCCAGAAAUUUAAUUAUGGUGACAAAGAGGAAAUUCGACGGUAAAGUGAAAUUAUGCGGCGUCCACGAUCUCUUGUGGGACUUGAGCAUGAGAGAAGCUCGAAAAGAAGGCAAUUCCAUUUUCGGUAACAAUAUCUCUUUGAGCCAUUCUUACUUUAAUGGUAGUAAUGACAUAAAUUAUGUAAUGGGUCUCAGCAGUACUCUACGCUAUUUUGACCACUCAUUUGAAUCAGAUUGUCCCAUCGGUUGCUCAGAAUUCAAACUACUCAAGAUCUUGGAUAUCUUGAAUCAGUCUUUUGAUCAUUUUCCAGAUGAGAUUACAGAGUUAGUUAAUUUGAGGUAUCUUGAGUUGGCUACUAGUAGCAAUAUUCCAGAGUCGGUGUCGAAACUUUGUCAUCUAGAAACAUUGAUCAACAAUCAUGAAGGGGCAGCUCCAACAUUACCAAAUGGAAUAUGGUCAUUAGCACGUCUAAAACAUCUUCAUACAAGAACUUGCUCUUCCAUGGCUAAACCCCCUAGUAGUGAAGGAGGAGGCUGUGUUUCAGCAGGUCUUCCUAAUCUUGAAACGCUUUCUAACUUAAGCUUUGCCAGUUGUACCGAGGACGUCCUCUUAAAGAUUCCAAACCUGAAGGAACUAAGGAUUCACGAAACAGAAGAGGAAUUAGAUGUUGAAGGUGAUCAGCUCCUAUUUAGUUCCCUUAGCAAUCUCAUUUGCUUAAAUCAACUUGAAAUCUUCAAGUUGUGCUGCAAUGCGGCGGAACUUGAUCAGAAACCAAGAUGUAUUCCGCAGUGGGAUAGCUUCAUUCCAAACAUCAAGCAGUUGACUCUAGUUGGAUGCUAUCUGCCAUGGAGCGAAAUUAAUGCUUUAGCCAUGUUACCCGAUCUAGAGGUGCUAAAAUUGAAAGGCUGGCCUGCCAAUGUUGGAUCUGAAUGGGAAUUGGUUGAUGAAGAAUUCCUCCAAUUGAAGUGUCUGGUGCUUGAUCGCUUACCUCUGAUGUUAUGGAAUGCAAACCAAGACCAUUUCCCUAACCUACAAUGCCUAAUUAUAAGGAACUGUCCCAACCUGUUCAGUAUCCCUUUGGAAUUUGGGAACAUACCUACAUUGCAGUUAAUUGACUUGGAAUACUGUAGCUCUCAGGCCUUUGAAUCUGCAAGACAAAUUCAAAGAGAACAACUCAAUAUGGGGAAUGAUAAACUUAAAGUUUGCCUUGGUCGUUUGAUACAGAAUGAACAAUUCUUGAGUUUAGUUAAUACCGUUGUUUACAUGAAUUCCCGAUUGAAGAUUCAACGGGGGGCUAAGACUAAGAGAGUCCGAUGCAAGAAACAUUUUUACAUGAAGAAUUCGCGGUUGAAGAUGCAAUGGGCCAAGAAACUGAUCCGUAGCAAAAAGAUGAAGAGAAAAGAAGACGCUGAUGAUGGGCAAAGUGAAGUUUCUGUUGGUGAGUGCUCCAGCAAUUCCACAUUAAUUGGCAGUGCCAAAUGAUGAUUCACAUUAUUGACUGUGAGGGGGCUGAAAUGAGGAUUUGUGGUUACUUAUGUUUUGAAAUAGUUCUAAUUGGUACAGUUCAAAAAGCUGGAUUUCUUUUCCUUUUCUUUUAAAUACAAUAAAAUUGUAUUAAUGCCCAUAUAGUUGUGUGCUAAUGCAUAUGGUGGUUGUACUCUGAUACAUACAUUCAAUUAAUUGACAAACUCUUUUAAGUCUUGGACUGUUUUUCAAUUUUUUAUAUGCUAU